Messenger RNA from Lineus longissimus, 1122 nucleotides. Its product is annotated as 26S proteasome non-ATPase regulatory subunit 9-like. Gene Ontology annotation, biological process: proteasome regulatory particle assembly. Gene Ontology annotation, cellular component: cytoplasm; nucleus. Gene Ontology annotation, molecular function: protein binding. The transcript is spliced from 5 exons. The record is from RefSeq and is a predicted model, not a curated record. NCBI's taxonomy places the organism in Eukaryota, Metazoa, Nemertea, Pilidiophora, Heteronemertea, Lineidae. Bases 2 to 658 code for a protein of 218 amino acids.
CAUGCCCUGGACACCAGGAAAAACCAAGAUGGCAGCCGCCAUGGAGUCGAAAACCAAAAUUCAAGAAGUCAAGGAGUUGAUGGCCAAAAAGGAUGGCAUUGAGAGCGAAAUUAAGGAACUCUCUGAUCUGUUGCAGUCGCAAGGCGGGGUCGGAAUGGAUGGCCCUCUCAUUGAUGAGGAGCUCUAUCCAAGGUCAGAUAUUGACAUUUAUUCGGUCAGACAUGCAAGGCACAGAAUCAUCUGCCUACAAAAUGAUCACAAGGAGCUGAUGAAGGAGAUUGAGGAAGGACUAUACCAGGUCCAUGCAGCAGCCAAAGGAGAACAUGCAGAGUCCAUGGAGAUUGAACCAGUCUGUCCUGGCAGAGUUACAACCUUUGCUUAUGUUGACUUAGUAGAUGAGGGCUCCCCAGCCCAGGCAGCUGGACUUGAAAAAUGUGAUGAGCUGGUGGAAUUUGGUUCCGUGACUGCCCAGAAUUUUGUCAACUUACAAAAUAUUGCAACAAUAGUACAACACAGCGUUGGGAAACCCAUAAAAAUAACCGUGCUGAGAAAAGAAGAGAUGGUCAAGCUGACGCUCACUCCGAAUACGUGGUCUGGGAGAGGAUUUUUAGGAUGCAAGAUUGUGCCAGGAGAGAAAGUCUCCAUGCCAGAACGAUAAUGAACGUGCAAAAAAGCUGUUCAAAAAGACACUGUUCGAAAUAAACUAAGCUUCCUUGGGAGUUUCUGUACGUGUGUUAUGGGAGUUUCUAUACGUGUGUUAUGGGAGUUUCUAUACGUAUGUUAUGGGAGUUUCUAUACGUGUGUUAUGGGAGUUUCUAUACGUGUGUUAUAGGUGCUUGACAUUUGGGACUGCAUCUUUCAAGGUUGACCACAGGCAAGUGAAAGGGUAGGAGUCAGUUCUGUAGAAACCUAAGAAGUGACUCCCCCUCUUGUAAGAGUUCCCAUUGCUUGUAGGAUUUCAAGUUUUAACAAUAAGGGGGUGCCUCUGGUCAACCCUUAAUUAAGGUUCCAAUCUACUCUGAAAUCCCAUUCAUUUGGCCUUGAGCCACAAAUGAUAUCCAACUAGAGAAUACAAGAGACCGAGAUAUGAGACUGUUACCUGUUAUGCAGUAAAUUGUAAAU